AUGUGUCUCGUAUACCGUUUUCCAAAAACGUACAAGCUUGACCACUAUCUCUGCACUCUGCUCAGAAAUGGCCGGCAUACGUGCAUUAAUCCGAAGUCAUGGUCCGCGUAUAACCUGGCGUUCUAUGGAUUUAUGGAGAAUACGGAAGGAAAGAUGUCACCGGCAAUGCCCGAAAUAUUUCGGAAAAUAUGGUCACGCGAAAGAGUCGCUCUGUCGGUACUCGGAGAUCUCGCGAAGGGACCGACGGAUUAUCAUGGGUACUCACGCGGCACGCCGAAGAUCGCUCUUCUGACUUGCAACUUCGAAAGGGUGUUGCUUGACCCUGCGCUCUACUCAGAAUUGGUCAUGUAUAGAGGCUCCAAGAACACUCAACAAUUCACCACAUCUCGCUGGCUCGAUUUGAUUAUCACCAACUCGGCACGCCUCGGGGACCUCACUGACAGGGCUGCAUAUCUUCUCAACAUAAAACUUCUUCCGAGCACAGCUCCAGGGCUAACGAGCACAACAACUUCGCGCACACUGCACGAUCAGACUUUUGUCGUGCUGUGUUUACGCCAGUGGCAUCACCUCGUGAAACUAGAAAUUGCGAAGAUGUAUGCCAACCCAUUGCAGACUGCAAGCAAUGGCCAGGGACAUCGGGUUAUCUUUUACACCCCGGGUGCUGGUUGUGCUGUUCCCCACCUUAAACCUCUCUCAUUUUUUAUCUCAAUACAAGCAACAUUACCGUUUCCCAAAAAAUCUAAACAAGGACAUCUUGAAUGCGUCGCUGUCUUUGCGUUCUGA
Suillus bovinus is the source of this 783-nucleotide messenger RNA. RefSeq lists its product as uncharacterized. The coding region runs from base 1 to 783 and encodes 260 amino acids. The record is from RefSeq and is a predicted model, not a curated record. NCBI's taxonomy places the organism in Eukaryota, Fungi, Basidiomycota, Agaricomycetes, Boletales, Suillaceae. The transcript has 8 exons.